UGUUUGUUUUCGACAAGGAAAUUGAUUUAAUCAACCGAUUAGUUGAAGAAUAAACAAUUAAUUGUAUUACCCGAAGUACUUGAAAAAGAGAGUAGAAUCCAAGCGAAAAUCCGAGUUCCCGAAUUCGCUGAUUUCAUUUCUCAACAUGUGAGAGUUUAAAUUGUUUUGAUAUUAUAUUUUCUUUUUUGAUUGUUCUUAAUUGUUGUUCGAUAUUAAUUGUUUCUAAACAAAUUCGAUCGUUUUGACAUUCGGAUAACAAGAUGGACGAUUUUUCAUGGGAUUCUUUGUCUGUUGAUGGAAGAAUCUUAUCAAUUAUUAGAGAUAAAUUUGGUUUCAAACAAAUGACUCCCGUUCAAAAAGCGGUCAUCCCUCUAUUCACUGGUUACAAAGAUGUUUGUUGUGAGGCUGUUACGGGUUCGGGUAAAAGUUUAGCUUUUAUUGUUUCAAUUCUUGACAUUCUAAUCAAACAAUAUCAAACUGAGUCUUUCGAUAAAUUUGCAAUUGGUGCUCUUAUCAUCAGUCCAACCAGAGAAUUAUCUUCACAAACAUUUGAUGUAUUGAAACAAUUUGUCGAUGAUCCAUCACUUUCCAAUUUUCUUAAUGCUCAACUGUUCAUCGGUGGUAAUAAUCCAAUAAUUGAUGGUGAAAAUUUCAUCGCCAAUGGAGGAAAUAUAUUCGUUGUCACCCCUGGUCGUAUGGUUGAUCUAUUGGAAAAAUAUCCACAAAUUGGUUAUAAAUUACGAAAACAUCUUCAAGUUUUGGUUAUCGAUGAAACUGAUGUUCUACUUGAUAUGGGAUUCGAUAAAGAAGUAAAUGAAAUUCUCAGUUAUUUACCUAAAUUACGACGAACUGGUUUAUUUAGUGCAACACAGACCAAACUAAUCAGUCGAUUAGUUAAAUUGGGCUUACGGAAUCCAAUUCGUGUUGAGAUUAAGGAAAAGAAAGCAAUCCAACUAGGAGACUCUGGAAUUGAAUCUAGUUUAUCUUCAGGAACCAAAUCACUUUUAAAAUCAACUGGACUCCAAAUAUCCUACCUGUCCAACAAUUAUGCUACAGUCGAAAGCAACACUCAUAAAUUGGCCUUUGUGAUACAAUUUAUCUCUCGAAAUCCAUCAUUCAAAUAUAUAUUGUUUUUCUCAACUUGUGCUCAAGUUGAUCAUUUUACUCAAGUUUUGGAAAAUUUUGGACCAACCGGAAUCACGAUUUUCAAAAUUCACCGUAAAUUAAAAGCUCGUCGUCAAAAGAUUUUCAACAAAUUUAAAUCAAUCGAAACAGGAUCCAUUCUAAUUUGUACCGAUAUAAUGAGUCGUGGUAUUGAUAUUCCUGAAAUUGAUUGGGUAAUUAACAUUGAUUUACCCAAUACAAUUCAAGAUUAUAUUCAUCGAUCAGGACGAAGUGGCCAUCAAAUUGGUACUCAGGGUAAUUCAUUGAUAAUUUGUUUACAACAUGAGAUUGAUUAUAUUACUUUAUGCCAAGAGAAAGGAAUUACUUUUACCCAAUUAAAAGUACCAACAAAGAAAGUGAUCAAAUUAGCUGAUUCAAUUUGUUCCUGGUUACGACAAUCAGCUCGAGAUAAUUGUGAUUUUUAUAUCAAUUCAAUGAAAUCCUUUGUUUCCUUUAUUCGUAAUUACUCAACUCAAAACAUUAUGUCAACCCUUUUAUUUAAAUCAAUGGACUGGAUUGACUUGGCAAAUGCUUAUGGAUUAUUGAAAGUUCCAGUUAUGCCAGAAUUGCGGAAAAAAUUAUCUAAUUGUCCAACCAAACUAUUAAGUGAACCAGGAGACAAAGAGAUUGCCCUUAACCAUCAGAGAAAUAUAUUAAAACAACGAAAUAAAAGCAAAGGUUUAUCAUCAACCAGCCAAACAACAGAACAACCAACAAUUAGCCAUAAAUCGAAGAAAAAUAUUCCAAUAACCGAACAACGGAUUAAAAUGAAGGCAACAAUUAACUCUUGUGGAUUAAGAGGGAAGAAAAAAAAACGAUUCAUUAAUCAAGUUGAAUUUGAUGAACUCGCUGAAGAUGCACGAAUGGUUAAAAAGCUAAAAAAGGGAAAAAUAAGUGCAUCAGAUUUUGAUAAACAUUUUGGAAUCGAUUAAAAACAAAUUAUUGUAUAAAAAAAAGAAAACAAAUUGUAAUUAGAAUUAA
Panonychus citri (citrus red mite) is the source of this 2145-nucleotide messenger RNA. RefSeq names its product ATP-dependent RNA helicase DDX55-like. Gene Ontology annotation, molecular function: RNA helicase activity; nucleic acid binding; ATP binding. NCBI's taxonomy places the organism in Eukaryota, Metazoa, Arthropoda, Arachnida, Trombidiformes, Tetranychidae. Gene Ontology annotation, cellular component: nucleolus. The record is from RefSeq and is a predicted model, not a curated record.